AUGGAAAGAUUGAAAACCAAGGUUACCUCACCGUUCUAUGAGCAACAGAUCAAGGAGAUCGUGAAGACGAUUUGCGGCACCCUUGAGAAUGCCAGCGAUGAACUCUUUCUCUAUGGCUUUGGUCGUGGUGCUUUCAUUGUCAGAGCUGUCACGGGUGUUCUGCACACCAUGCAACUUCCAACGAGAGCAGCGAUGAAGAACUUUGAUGUUAUCUACAAAGCGGGGAUAGACUGCUUAAAGGCCCGACGUGAGGAUGACAACCUAAAUGGGCCUAAGAUGCUUGAGUUUCUCUCUGCGCAUACCACUCUGUUCCCUCGGAUCCGAUUUGUGGGCGUCUUCGACACGAUUGGCUAUACCGCUGAAGGAAACAUGCACGACCUGUCGAUGGUUAGCUCCAUUGACAACAUGAGGCACGCCAUAGGAAUCAACGAGACUCGUUCACAAAUGAACCCCAUCCUCAUCGACAAUCCAUCCCCGGAGGAGAUGCGCCAAUCAACCUUGAUUCAAGCAUGGUUCAUUGGUGGCAACCAAGACUUAGGUGGCGGGUCUUUUGAGGACGGAUUGUCUCUUUAUCCUCUGCAGUGGAUGAUCCUUGAGAGUAUGAAGGCUGGUUUAGUCCUACGCUUCGAGGAGCCUAAGGCGGACGGCCCCCCGAUGCCCAACCCUUUGGCGCUCAGCUUCCCCCAUUUCGCCGGUGAUGUACCAAAGUUUAAUGGGGAUGAAGCUAUUGAAUGGCGAAUUUCGUACACUAAUGACAUUUCUAUCUCUCUAUAUGACCUACAAAGUGUGCAUGGUCUCUCGACGGCGGCAAAAGACCAGGCACACGGCAUUCGCAUCAGCCAUACCUCGAACUUGUACAAUACCCAGAGGAAGAUAUUUGGUUCCAAGACUUUGAUCAAUGCAAAGUCAGCACCUCUCGAAGGUUUAAUUGGAUGGAACGACCAAGGUGAGAAGCGGAGUGCUUACGGCACCAUUAUCCACCCAUCUGUGUAUUGUCUGCUCGACCGGCAUCCUAGCCUAUACGAACAAGCACGGUUCAAGUCACUCAAGGCAGAGCUAAGCGAUUUUCGCGACAACUGUCUCCGACAAGAGGGGGAAACCCUCCCCCCAUGGCUCGAAGGCAUGGAACUUCAGGCCAGCGGCGUCAAGGCCUUCCGCAUCCUCGUUUGUGGCAAGACAGGAGUAGGGAAGUCGACUCUGAUCAAUAAGGUCUUCGGCCUAGAGAUGACGGACGAGUCCACAUCCUACCAACAGGGUGUGCACGAUAUCAACAAAGCAUUUGAAUCACCAAACCACCCUGGGCUCUUGCUCCAUGACUCAAGAGGAUGGCAAGCAGGCAGUGAUACGGAGCUGGACCUCAUUGCUAAGUUUCUCCGCCAUCGUGCAUUUCAGAAAGACCCUGCCCAAGCCUUACACGUGAUCUGGUUCUGUGUAGACUCAGAUGUCAGUCGCAUCGAAGAGGCUGACAAACGGACAUUUGCAACCAUUGCUCAAUAUUCCAACCACGUGCCGGUCUUCAUUAUUGGGACGAAGAAAGACAAGAUGGUAGCUUAUCGCAAGAUGAAAUUACUUGAACAGUACAUGGAGAAGACCAAUGACUUUAAAGAAUCCAAUCGAUUGGCGACUGAAGAGGCUAGUCAACAGGCGGACGAUCAAUUUAUGGUACUCCGAGAUGAACUCUCACGCCUACCUCAUUACAAGGCAGAUGGCUACUGUUGUUUAUCAAAAGACGAUAUGAACGGCAUCAAAAGUCUUCUGUCACAGACGCUCGAACUGAUAAGUGAUGACAGGGUCCGUCUCUUCUGUGUGGCGGCGCAAGUCGUAGAUGUCGAGCAGAAGAUUGACUCGGCAAUUACAGAAUGCAUGCGACUGGCAACACAUGCGGUCCGCACCGCGAUGGUACCGCUACCGUUCUCUAGUGCCGUUGGUACGCCGACAGUAGCAAGAAUUCUCUGUGAACACAUGCUUCUCUGCUUUGGGUUCCCGAAAGUCAUGCCUGACGAGGUUGAAGCAAUUAUGCUCAAGGUUUUAUUUGGUCACCUGAAGACCUUCAUGACUGUGACGAUGAUUGAGUUCGUCGCGGUCUCAGCAAUUACAACAGGCCUUUGCGUUGGUACAAUGGGUGCUGGAGGUGUCUUUGCUUUAUCGCUUUGCGCUUUAGCGGCCCCUCCAACGGCAAGAAUGUUGUUCAAAUGUGCGGCGGAUCUGAUUCUCAUCCUGGAACGAUCCUUUAGAUACAAGUCAAAAUUUGUUAGUAUUAAACAGAUAGAGGAUGCCGCCAUUUACUAUACGACGACCAAGAUGACUACCUUUGCAGGCAAGGAGAAGUUGCUGCAAACUCAUGUGCACGACGAAAUUGAUCGCAUGAUACCUCUGAAGAGUGUGAAGAUUGGAUUCAGAUUCAGCAGACUCAGAGAGGGUCUAGAGAACAUCAUUUACAGUAACAGAUUUGAGAGGACAGAUCCUGACAUGAGAGACAGCAUGUCAAUACCAGAACUUCCCAGUGGCAACCAGGUUGCAGAGCUGGAUGCAAAACCGAUAGUGGCGGAAUUGCCGGGUGACCAGACUCAGAUAGCAGAAUUGCCAGCGGAGGUCAGCUUCCCAGUCCGAUACUCUGGUGGUAAUCCUGAUACCAAGUCCCAAACGGCUACCAGCACGACAGUUGUGUCAGAUACGCCAAGUUGGGAUGAUACAUCGACGCUAGCACAUUCCAUGAGUGAUAUGGGCUUCAGAGGGAUGACGUCGCCUACAUCAACGAACUCUCCAGUAUCACCUAUGACGCCUUCCCUUGAGAAACAGAAGAGCGGUGGUGCCUUUUCCAGAAGUAUGAAGGCGAUGGGACUUCGGAAGUUCUCGUCGAAAAAUGUGCUGUCCAAGACCAAGACUGGAUAG
Exophiala aquamarina CBS 119918 is the source of this 2892-nucleotide messenger RNA. RefSeq lists its product as uncharacterized. The record is from RefSeq and is a predicted model, not a curated record. The transcript is spliced from 6 exons. Gene Ontology annotation, molecular function: GTP binding. NCBI's taxonomy places the organism in Eukaryota, Fungi, Ascomycota, Eurotiomycetes, Chaetothyriales, Herpotrichiellaceae. Bases 1 to 2892 code for a protein of 963 amino acids.